AAUCAUAACAAAGCCGACAUGAACAUUUCCUGUCUGAAAAACCUUGAUCCUACCUUACAAGCGAUGCCUAAUCUUGACCAAGUCCAUGCGCUUAUUCAGCACUACGGACCAACGGUCUACUUCCACCCUGAAGAGACUUACUUACCUUCCUCCGUACCAUGGUUCUUUAAAAACGGUGCUUUGUUAUACCGGUUUGGUAAACCGGGAGGAGAACCGAUUAACUCAACCGGUUCGAACUUGCCAUCAGGUGGACAAAACGACGGGAGCUACUGGAUUGAUCUCCCUCAAGAAGAUGAGGAAGCUACAAACAAUCUAAAGAAAGGGAACAUAGAGAGCUCAGAGCUUUACGUCCACGUGAAGCCAGCGCUCGGUUGGAUCUUCACUGACGUUGUUAUGUGGAUCUUCUGCCCCUUUAACGGUCCCGCCACGCUUAAGAUCGGUCUUCUUACCGUCCCCAUGAACCGCAUCGGUGAGCACGUUGGUGACUGGGAGCAUUUCACGUUCCGGAUAAGCAACUUCAACGGCGAGCUUACUCAGAUGUUCUUCUCGCAGCACAGCGGCGGCGGGUGGGUUGAUGUCUCUGAUCUCGAGUUUGUUAAAGGAAGCAACAAGCCGGUUGUGUACUCUUCUAAGCACGGACACGCGAGUUUCCCUCACCCGGGGAUGUAUCUCCAAGGCUCGUCCAAGCUUGGGAUUGGAGUGAGAAACGAUGUAGGGAAGAGCGAGUUUGUGGUGGAUUCUAGUCAGAGGUAUAGAGUCGUGGCGGCUGAGUAUUUAGGGGAAGGAGUGGUUUCGGAGCCGUGCUGGCUGCAGUACAUGAGAGAGUGGGGACCAACUAUAGUGUAUGAUUCUGCAGCUGAGAUCGAUAAGAUCAUUAAUCUUUUGCCUUUGAUUGUGAGGUUCUCUAUUGAGAAUUUGUUUCCUAUUGCGCUUUAUGGAGAGGAAGGUCCUACGGGACCAAAGGAGAAGGAUAACUGGGUGGGAGAUGAGAUAUGUUGAAGAAAGGUUUUGGCUGAGCUUAAUAUGGAUCUGCGAAAACAGAGCUCCUCUGUUUACGUGAAGUGUGUUGUGUAAUAUUGUGUAGAUGUGAUAAUGUAAAGUCUUCUUAUUUGGACAUUGGUUUAGCCAUUUUAGUUU
Brassica oleracea var. oleracea is the source of this 1137-nucleotide messenger RNA. RefSeq lists its product as uncharacterized. NCBI's taxonomy places the organism in Eukaryota, Viridiplantae, Streptophyta, Magnoliopsida, Brassicales, Brassicaceae. The record is from RefSeq and is a predicted model, not a curated record. The coding region runs from base 19 to 999 and encodes 326 amino acids. The transcript has a single exon.